Morus notabilis is the source of this 1062-nucleotide messenger RNA. RefSeq lists its product as uncharacterized. The transcript is spliced from 7 exons. Bases 87 to 956 code for a protein of 289 amino acids. The record is from RefSeq and is a predicted model, not a curated record. Lineage: Eukaryota; Viridiplantae; Streptophyta; Magnoliopsida; Rosales; Moraceae.
AUGGGGGGCUGACGCAAAAUUUACGCAUAAGCGGGGUUGACUGCGAAAAUUGAAGUUCUAAAGUUUUGACUCUUGAGCUAUGUGUGAUGGAAGUGAAGCUAAGGCAGAGACCAGAUCUUCUUCUUCCUCUGUUCCAAUCAAAAUUCGAAUUCCCGUCUUGCAGUUUGUGUUUGAAAUCUUGGGCAAAGAGUGAGAGACUUCUGAAGAAGCAUAUUAGGGGCAAAUUACAGAAAUGGAGGAUUCGCAUUGGGGAGAUAUCAAAGGGUCAAUACUCGGCUAAGCACUACUCGGUUCAUGUUGUCAAAGAGGGAGAAACUUUGACUUCAAUUUCUAAGCAUUAUGGAGUUUCUAUCUACGCAAUUGCUGCAGCUAAUAAGAACAUAGCUGAUAUUGACCUUGUUUUUGAAGGCCGGCAUCUUAGCAUUCCUUUAGCAGACAAACACAUUCUAGAGAGAAGUUGGUCAGGAAAAUUCAAAUUACCUUCAAAGGAUCGGGGUUCGUUAAAUAUCUUAAAUGGAGUAUUAUCACCGAAGAAUUUCAGCCUGAUAUAUUUGUAUUUGGUACCCGAUGCUUGUCCAUGGUACUAUCAGGCUAGAACUGUCGGUGGUUUUUUAGUUCUGGUUUCACUUGUAGCGUUUUGCAUCAGAUGCAUAGUUGGUGCCUUUCAUAACAGAGCUUCCGGGGAGUUUAGACACAAAAAUGUGAACGAAUCUGAUGUAAAACAUCUACGGUCGCAAGGUGGGCGAUGGAGAUCUGCUCUUGGUGAUGCAUGGGAACCAGAGAGAACAGACGGUGACUCAAUUCCAGAUUCCAGAAAUCACUCCGAAGAUCAGCCUCAAAUUUCUUUUGAAGAGGCAUCUCACGCUUACAGAAAGCUUGAGCAUGAUUAUCAAGAAUUCCUAUCGCAAUGUGGAAUGAGCAAGUGGGGGUAUUGGCGAGGUGGUUCCCCAAGGUGAACCACUUGGAUCCUAUUUUUCUGCACUGAAACAAAGCUCUCGGAGCCCCCAAUUUCUGUAAAGUUUCUCUCUUUAUGUUUUUUAUAUUUAGGUCAUUUGUACACAA